AUCAUUUUUUACAUAGAAUAAAGUAUAUUAACAUAUUUGUCAUAAAAAAGACAUAGUUAUAAUCUGAUAAAAUAUCAUUUCCAUAGAAUAUUCAGUCCAUUUUAUUAAUAGCCUCAAUCAGUUCUGUAACUUCUCCAAAGAAAAUGAACGCUCAGUUGAAUUUCACACCGGAUUUCAUUCAAGAGAACGCCGCCGGAAGUGAUUCCGACUCGAACCCCGAUGAUUCGCCGGAAUAUUACGAGCCAAUCUCUUCCACCGCUGAUGACGACGAUGUACACAUCUCCGAUCAGAUUCCAGAUCAUGUUCAGAGCUCGGAUGAUGAAGAGUGCGACGAAUCUAGUAACUUUCAUCGCCUCCCUAAUGGCUAUGUGAAUUGUGUAGAAAACGGGAUAUCAUCACUGGAUCUAAGUGACGAGGAUGGUGAAUAUAAGAGUGAGGUUGAAGAAGAGGAGGAGAGGAUAAGAGCGGCGUCUGAUACUGCUGUACGGAGAGCAUUCAGAGAGGAUGAGAGCCGUCGCAACACUCCAUUGACGACGGAGAAUGCAAGGAGAGUAAUGGAAGCCAUGCGUAGGAUUUCUUUUGGUGGAGUGGCUCCUGAUUGGACCAGCCAAGUUCCGGAGGAUCAGUGGAUCGAUCAUCUACAAAGAUUGAGAAGUCCACCUGCUACUACCUCGACGAACUGAAACCGAUUUGCCUUCGAUUAGGAAUAAAGGAUGCAAUGCAAAAGAUGCCAUCUCCAGUGCAGGUAGUAUCUUGAUUGGCAUUGUUACCUUACAUGGACUGGGUCUCAGCAGGCUUGUGAAGUUUCUUCCCAUUGUCACCCACUAGUAAGUUACACGGAACCUCCAGUAAGUUUUUCAAGAUAAGUUGUCACAUAUAUAUAUAUUAUUAGUACUAUUACUACUAAUUGAAGAGAAGAGGGCAAUCAAAAAGAUCAUAUGAAUAUAAUCAUUACAGCUCUCGAGCUUUGCUAUGUGUGGACCAAACUUCGUCCAGUAAAAGAAACUAAAAAGCAGUGGCCUAAACUAACUGUUGAAUUGCCAAAUAAAUAUGAAAAUGAGUUUUGUCGAGUCCUCCUUUCCAUUACCAACUGUUUUAACCUUCAACGGAUGGGAAGGGUGUGAGCUUAAUGUGACGGACUGCCCUAUUUUUUCUUCUUCUUCUUCUUUAACCUCAAAAUGCUUUAAGAAAUGGCGCCAACAUUUGUCAUGAGUACUUGAGCAACAAGUGCGAUCUCCUCUACCAUACAACUUCUUGAUUACUUCCUGUUCAAGAUUAAAUUAAUGUAUAUGUUAAUGUACCUCUUCACGAAUGCGUAUGACUAAUAUUGUAUUGUAGGUGCUAAAUUUCUCAAGAGUAACUUCUCAAUUUGAGGAACCAAGCUUUAUUCAUGAACUUUAGGAACCAAUACAAUAUGCUGCUCUCUAAAAUCUUUGAAGUAUCACUUGGAGGUGCUAAAUAUAGUUGAAAUGUCGUACCCUUAUAUUGGAAAGUUGUUAAAUUAGGAGACGCUACUAUAUCACAUUCAUAUAUCUGUGGGAAGAUAAGGUCCAUUUUCUUAGUGAUGAACUCAAAAUUUUGAUACGCUCUAUGUCUGACAAGGCCCAAGUAAUAAAAUUUCAAGAUGGGGAAAAUCUGAACAAAAA
Messenger RNA from Solanum lycopersicum (tomato), 1646 nucleotides. RefSeq lists its product as uncharacterized. The record is from RefSeq and is a predicted model, not a curated record. Lineage: Eukaryota; Viridiplantae; Streptophyta; Magnoliopsida; Solanales; Solanaceae.